AUGUUCUUCCUCUUGUUUAGUGCUCUUGCAUGCUACGUUGCCGUGGUUCGAUAUUAUCGCUUCCAAUGUAUCAAUGAGAUACGAAGAAAAUACCCUGAUCCAGACGUUGUGCUUAAAGAUGGCAAGGUCGCUCAAGAAAUUUACUGCCAUACCUUUCGCAAAGAGUUCCCAUUGAUAUCCCGAGAAUCGAUCGAAUUUGCACUCUUUAAAACGUUUACAGUGCCUACGGUCAGCAAAAUCCUGAUAGGCACACGGGAAUUUGAAAAGGCCCCAUUACGUCGUGCUGAGGACACUGAAUUGAUUCUUUCAGAGAUCAUUGAUGUGUAUCCUCGUAUCCAAAACGAGCUAAUGGAUCACCGACCUGUGGAUAGCCGUGAUGAAGUUGAGCAACAUCAACGUGCUGAGACAUCCAUUCAUCGUCUCAAUGAACUCCAUGGCAAAUACCCAAUCCUCAAUGAUGAUUACUUGUUUACCUUGGCACUCUUUGUGGGUGAGCCCAUUCGGUGGAUCAAUGCAUUCGAAUGGCGAGAGCUGGAUAUUCGAGAGAUCAACGCUUUUUUCAAGGUUUGGUAUGAUAUUGGUUUGAAAAUGAAUAUCAAGGACAUCCCGGAUACGCUCCAAGGACUCAUGGAUUGCAAAAAACAAUACGAACAAAAAGCUGUACGCUAUUCACCUUGCAACUGGAAGGUGGCCACGCCUACUUUGGAUCUGCUAUACAGCCGUGUACCUGGAUUUAUGAAACCUCUCAUUCGUGCCACAGUCCCUGUAUUGCUUGAAGAGUUGGAUCGUCACGCAUUUGGUAUUGAGGAACCUAGUUGGAUCAUUGGAAAGCUGUUUUUCACCGUUGUACGGUUGCGAGCCUUUUUCAUACGGCAUUUGAUGCUGCCACGACGCAAGUUUUGGACACGUACCCCAUGGAAAGCAGAUGAUAAGACGGGAAAGUACAUGCCUACCUUUUGCAUUUAUGGUACAGUUUAUCCAGAUGGGUAUGUGAUCCCUGAGCUUGGCCCUGAAAAGUUUGCUCCAAAGUGCCCUGUCAUGCAUUCGUAG
Molecule: messenger RNA, 1050 nt
Organism: Lichtheimia ornata
Lineage: Eukaryota; Fungi; Mucoromycota; Mucoromycetes; Mucorales; Lichtheimiaceae
Exons: 4
Coding region: 1-1050 (349 amino acids)
Molecular function (GO): oxidoreductase activity
Source: RefSeq, a predicted model, not a curated record